Molecule: messenger RNA, 1026 nt
Organism: Mesorhabditis belari
Lineage: Eukaryota; Metazoa; Nematoda; Chromadorea; Rhabditida; Rhabditidae
Source: the annotation of a GenBank genome assembly
AUGCGGGGAAUUGUCGUAUUCAUCUCGCACGGGAUCGCCUUCGUGUAUACGAGCGAGUCGCCGACCGAGCUUUUGCUAGAUACGCGCAUCAUAGGCAACUCAAAGAUAGAAACCGGACAAUGGCUCGAUUGCAAUGCCUAUAAGACAUACGUGGAACGUUUUCGGAAAAUCCAACCCAGCCUCAAAACGGAAGUCAUUGAUGGUAAAGUGCAGGUAGAGACUGUAGUUCGCGUGACCGACACAAUGCUGUUCGACUCAUCUGAUUUUGGAAAAGUUGCUUAUCUUGCUCAAAAGCCGAUGGAAUUAAAAUCUGGACAACUUUAUCGAUGUAUGGUGACAAGAGACAUCGAAGGAUAUAGUGAAACUUAUGCUAACCUCAGCGUCAAAUGGCAUAUUUUGCCAAACACUCUCUUCCCUGCAAACAAAGAUAUGCCAAAUGUUCAAACGGGUCAAAAGGCCUCAAUUUGGGCUGACAUGCGAAACGGAAAUACUACUGUACAAGAUGUCUCUUCUCAGCAUCCAUUUGCACCAAGCCAAACCUCCGUGCUUUUGGGCGUCGUUAUUGGCCAGCGCGGAAGUCGAUACAUUAUUUAUACGAGAGCUGGAUUUGUUACAAUGACUGAAAGAUGGAAGCGCGAAAAUGUUGAGGCGCCUAAGGUUGGCGACUGGAUCCAAUUUAAAUCAAAGGAAAUCGAGCCAAAGAAACGUGUGGUUGAUAGUAACUCGUUUCGCCAAGUGCCGCCACUGUACAUCACGACCAUUGAAAAUGGACAAGUCAACUUGAUUGUGCCGGCUUAUGUGAAAAAUGGAAAUAUCUUCACUGAAUUUGUAAAGGAUACGAAUAACAAGGAAUUCAAAAAUGGACGUCUCCGCGAAGCCAAGGUUCUUGUUUGGCCUGAUGAUAAGGGACGUUACCGCUGGAAGUUAGCUGAAAAGCAAAACUACCUGUUGCUUCGGGAAGCAAAGAAUGAUAAAACUGAUUUUACAAAAGACGUGGUGGUGACUUUUGAGCAAAAAAUGGAAAAC